CUUUAUGGGAAGGAGGAAGCACAGGCCCACAAGGCGACUCGACAGCGCGGAGGCUCCCCAGCGGCCCGCCAUGGCUGAAGGAGGCUCCGGAGCGGAGUCCGCGCCCCCCACCCCCUCCAUGUCCUCCCUGCCUCUGGCAGCGCUCAAUGUGCGAGUGCGGCACCGCCUGUCGCUCUUCCUAAACGUGCGGACGCAGGUGGCUGCCGACUGGACUGGGCUGGCGGAGGAGAUGAACUUCGAGUACCUGGAGAUCCGGCGGCUGGAGACGCAUCCCGACCCCACGCGCAGCCUGCUGGACGACUGGCAAGGACGCCCUGGCGCCUCGGUGGGCCGCCUGCUCGAGCUGCUUGCCAAGCUGGGCCGCGACGACGUGCUGGUGGAACUGGGGCCCAGCAUUGAAGAGGACUGCCGAAAGUAUAUUCUGAAGCAGCAGCAGGAGGCAGCUGAGAAGCCUUUACAGGUGGACUCUGUAGACAGCAGCAUCCCUUGGAUGUCAGGCAUCACCAUUCGAGAUGACCCCCUGGGGCAAAUGCCUGAGCAUUUUGAUGCCUUCAUCUGCUACUGCCCCAGCGAUAUCCAGUUUGUGCAGGAGAUGAUCCGGCAGCUGGAACAGACCAACUAUCGGCUGAAGUUAUGUGUGUCUGACCGAGAUGUCCUGCCUGGCACCUGCGUCUGGUCCAUUGCUAGUGAACUCAUUGAAAAGAGGUGCCGUCGGAUGGUAGUGGUUGUCUCUGAUGAUUACCUGCAAAGCAAGGAAUGUGACUUCCAGACUAAGUUUGCACUCAGCCUCUCUCCAGGUGCCCAUCAGAAGCGACUGAUCCCUGUUAAGUACAAGUCAAUGAAGAAAGAGUUCCCCAGCAUCCUGCGGUUCAUCACUGUCUGUGACUACACCAACCCCUGCACCAAGUCCUGGUUCUGGACUCGCCUUGCCAGGGCCCUAUCCCUGCCCUGAACUGCCCUGGGUCCCUGGGUGUGCAUGCAUCUGUCUGCCUGUACAUGUACUUCUGCAGCUGUAGGGGGAAUGUGUGUGCUCCACUGGCCUCUUGAUUCCUGGACAUGGCAACUCCACAGACCAGCUGAAGCCACUGUACAUAUCUGGACAUCACAUCUCAUGUCCUAAACAGAACAUGCAGCAGCAAGUGGCACACCCGCUUGCUGGGUUAUAAGCCAGGACAGUGGAAACCAGAGCCAGCUGGGACUAAGAGGUGGACCAGAAGAGCCAGCUCUUACCCAUCCACACAUCUUAGACCUCAGUUUCUCGGUAGAGAACUAUGUGGCUGUGUUCGAAGCACUGUGGGAAAUAGGGAAUCAUUGUUCUGAGUCUCCUGGGGGAGACAAAUCUUGGCUGAGAGAGAGCUGGCGGCCUGGGCACAUGCUGACCACUGCUGGAACCACGGCACUGCUGGGACAGCUGCUUCCACAAGGGUGCCUGCUGAUGCUUUGAGGUCUCAUUGCCCCACCUCACAUCCCACUUCCUCUUGCCCCAGGGACAGAUGGGGAACCAGGCUGGCUCAGCACAAGGAGAUCCUGCAUUAAGCCUGAUUCCCCAGUGGGUCCACCUCUCAUCUGCCUCUUUGAUUCCUCCCAGCCUCUGCCCACCUUCAGUGUGCUAAGUCCCCAAGAGACUGGCCUGAGCGUCUGGGACUGCUUUUCAUUUCUUGUCAAGUGCCUGUGGUCCUAUGCUCAGCUCUGCCCUGCAUGAGAUGGGAUUCCCAACUUCUGACAUCUCCAUCAGCUCACCAUGGCAGAAUGAGCAGGUAGCCUUCCUCUUUGGAACACCCAGAGAGAACAUUCCAACCAAUAUUCUGUAUUAACUGCCUUACGAAGUUGUUUUCUGGGACUAGUUUACAAUGACCACACAAGAGCCUCCUGCCCCAAAGCCUGUGGGCACACGGACACAUACAAGCUCACACGCAGAGACGCUUAUACAGGUGCACACCCACCUUCAUGCACACACAUACAGGCAUCUUCAUGCACACAUUUCCCUGGGUUCAGCUUCUGGAUACGGCUGGAUGGGACAGUCCCACCAGAGAGGGGGCUUAACCCUGGACAAAGAUGGGACACGCUUGUAUUCUUUUUCUCUUUUUCCCUCUUCAUCGUAACCAGACUCUGGAAAUGCCAGCAUUUACACGUUCAGUGAAGCACAGAGUGAGGAAAGAGGUGCUUGAAUUCACAUAGCAAGUUAGCGACGACAGCUAUUUUCCCUCCCUGGGGGAUUUGUAUGUUUCCCUAGAACUCUCCUUCGAGAAGGAAAUGUCAUGGUCUUGGGUCUCUGUCCCAGGAUAGAACUCAGGACCCUAAAUCUACUAGGAAAUGGCAUUCUGCUCACCUCCAGCAAGGAGUAGGGCAAAGCACCUUACCUCGAGGUCUCAGGAGGGACGGGAGGGCCCUCUCUGCGUGACCUUGAUGAAGCACUUAGCUGCCAGGCACCUAUCCCCACGUUGAUAUUGGAGAGUAUUUUAAAACAAUUUGAAGAAAGUAUCUUUCAUACCCGGUUUGUAUUCUUUGGGAGAAUUUUAAAGAGAGCUGAGAAAUGCCUCUGUUGGUAACCUCCCCUUCUGUACCCUAGGUUUAUAAUAAAGAGUUCUCUACUUUGG
Messenger RNA from Phacochoerus africanus (Common warthog), 2597 nucleotides. RefSeq names its product MYD88 innate immune signal transduction adaptor (gene MYD88). Gene Ontology annotation, biological process: MyD88-dependent toll-like receptor signaling pathway; innate immune response; Toll signaling pathway. The transcript has 5 exons. Lineage: Eukaryota; Metazoa; Chordata; Mammalia; Artiodactyla; Suidae. Bases 5 to 952 code for a protein of 315 amino acids. Gene Ontology annotation, cellular component: plasma membrane. The record is from RefSeq and is a predicted model, not a curated record. Gene Ontology annotation, molecular function: Toll-like receptor binding; TIR domain binding.